Messenger RNA from Ramularia collo-cygni, 2169 nucleotides. RefSeq lists its product as uncharacterized. Bases 1 to 2169 code for a protein of 722 amino acids. Gene Ontology annotation, cellular component: cytoplasm. Lineage: Eukaryota; Fungi; Ascomycota; Dothideomycetes; Mycosphaerellales; Mycosphaerellaceae. The transcript is spliced from 2 exons. The record is from RefSeq and is a predicted model, not a curated record. Gene Ontology annotation, biological process: protein deglycosylation. Gene Ontology annotation, molecular function: mannosyl-glycoprotein endo-beta-N-acetylglucosaminidase activity.
AUGGCCCGCACGGCCUUACACAUUACUUCAACAGACGGAAACUCGGAAGCGAUGCCCCAACAUGUUCGCAAUCAUGCUGACCCCAGCUUCAACUCCGAWAACUUUCAGUCUUCCGACGCUUGCCAACGCCAUCUUGACAGUCUCCUCGGAUUCACUUAUCUCGAAUCUUUCGACGAGCUGGGGAGGUGGUGUAGUAAUGAUGUCGAUCCCAUAUCGAUAUCAAAUACCCCAUUGCUGGAACGUCAACCAAGGCUUGAGUCUGUGCCAGGGAAGUCUUCUAAAGUCAUGCUGAUCCACGACUACCAAGGAGGAUACAAUCGCUACGAAGCAUGUCAGGGAGCAUUCACCAAUGCGGACAUGUACUCGUGUGAAUACCUUCAGCACGUCGAAACUUUCGUGUACUUCUCACACAAACUGGUCACCAUUCCUCCGCCGACGUGGAUCAACAGCUGUCAUCGAAAUGGAGUAUAUUGUCUCGGAACUUUCAUCGUUGAGCCCGGAACGAAGGACAUGCAAUGUAUCUUGGAAGCGGAUGAGCUGGGCAGCUUCUGGGUUGCCAGCCAACUCGCUCAAAUAGCCGAGAUCUAUGGCUUUGACGGCUGGCUGAUCAACAUUGAAGAGUCGUUUCCACUUCUAUCAUGGAGUAUUGACAGAAUGGAAGGCUUUCUUAGACAGUUGAGGCGAGAUGUCGGCACUCAGCGAAGARUUGUAUGGUAUGACGCCUUGACGACGCUUAAUUUCGUAUGGUACCAGAACACGCUCAACUCUCUCAAUCUGGCCUUUGCUUCUGCAGCAGGCUCCAUCCUGACAAACUAUGCCUGGACUCCAGAGCUGGCCAUGCCAGCUCGACACAUCGCGGAGAAGAGUGGGCUAGGUCUUGAUAAUGUAUACUUCGGAAUCGACAUGUGGGCACAGAACAUACAGACUGGUCGGCAUCGUAGAGUGACAUACCCAGUCAAAGGCGGUGGUGGAACGGGCACCGGACUUGGUCUAAAAUCACUGAAGGAGCUUGGACUGAAUACCGGUAUCUUUGCACCUGGUUGGUCUUUCGAACAUUUUCCAACGGCCAGCUGUCGAGCGGUAGAGAGAUCGAUCUGGCUGGGCGACGAGCUACCCGUUGACCUAGCCUGCGACUGUCUUCCAGAGACUCCACACGAGCUUGUCCCUUACAGAUACAAUGGCAUCAUUGAGCACGCGGAAAGAUACCCCUCAGGGACGCGAUCUUUCUUCCACACAGACUUCACACGAGCAUUGAACCCGACCACAAGCAGGGCCUUUUUUCCCCACAUUGGAGCUCAGUCUGUACUGCCAUUGCGAAGCACAGCUGUGCUGGAUUCAACUUCCCAGCAGACACCACGAAGCUAUCGCAUUUACGAUAGAUCAGUAUCGGCUUCUCUAUCCAGCGUCCCGGCGAGACUGAUAAUUUCCAUAGACAGCCCGCAAGAACCCGUUCUGUCAAAUCGGGUCACUGCUAUCCUACCGCUUUUCGACCUUUUCAUCUCAGCCAGCAACACUCAUGAGCUCUCGGUAUCUUUCCGAAAUCCUGAGAUGUCGCCGUGCACACUGAUGCUCGUUGUACAAUGGUCAUUGGGACAUCAACAUCGUAUCGAGUUGCCGCAUAAAUCGCACGACGUACAGAACAUCAAAAAACAUCUACCAUCCAAAGAAGAGGCCAUCAGUGGUAUUUCUCUCGAGGUAAUAUGUGCCGACGAGAGAAUGCUUCCCAAGAGCAAGAUCAGCAUUCUGGAACUAUUCUCACUCACUAUCCAGCCUUCUGGAAUUGAUCAAUGCUGUGACAUCACUAAUUUAAGGCUCGAGGAGCGUGGCGAGGCAGAACGUAGGCACCAUAGGUUGGCUUGGGAGGUCGACGGAUGGAAGCACGAGCAAGCAUGGGAGUCAUCGGGCAUCUCUUUCAGCGCCACCACGGGUCCAUGCGCGUACUUCAUGGUCGAGAUCAAUGGCAACCCUGCUGGAAGGGCAUAUGCGCUGGAGUUUGUGGUGCCGGGAAAUACAGAAAGGGUAGUUGRCUUGGACGGGACUAUCGAGGCACAGAUCACAGCAAUUGGAUUCGAUGGGCGGAUUCUGGCAAAAAAAGGGGAGACGCUUCACUGGCCUGUUGGGGAUGAGGAUUGGGUAUUAGUAAGUCGCAAGGACGGGGAUGGUGCUUGA